UAGGCUUGUGUAUGAGUUGUGUUUGUGUAUCGAGCGUAGAUUCAUUGUGGUUAUUCUACAAAUGAAACUUUAAAAAGAAUAAAAAGCAAUUGUUGAAGAGAAACGAAAUUAAAAUGGCCAUCUACUCCACCAUACAGCAACAAAACGCAAUCAAUAUGAAAUACAAGAAGAAACUUAAAAAAUUGAAAAAAUUUAUUGAGAAUUUGGUGUUUGAAAAUGCUGCUUUAUGUGACCAGGUCUCUCAGGUACAGGAGAGUAUCGUAUCGGUGAAGGAAGAGCGUCGUUUUCUGCUAAAAAGACUUAUGGACAAAGACAGUGAUUUAGCGAAGGAACUAAGCAAAAAACAAUCAAACGAUUCCGGAACAGCAACUCAAUCAACUCGAAAGCCAUAUAAAAAACGAGCGAAAAAACAACAAGCGACCCAACCAUCGGAUAUCGUAUCGCUUGAUUCAAAUGACGCAUCAUCAUUUCCCAUUGAUUUGGGUGCACUGAAAAUUCUUAGCAUCGGUCAGAUAAUCUACGAUCGACCCCAUUACCACACAGAAAAUUGGAUUUAUCCAUCUGGUUUCAUAUCGACACGCAGUUAUGCACACAUCAAAGACAAAGACGAAAAGGGCUUGUACACAUGCCGAAUCACAGAAAAUGGUGAUUUUCCACGUUUUGAAAUCAUUCCCGAGUGGGAUCCACAAGCUAUAAUGCACGGUCCAACAGCCGACUUGUGUCAUGCGCUUCUUAUUCAAAACAUCAACGAAAAUACCGGCCAAAAUUCGGAAUUACAACCACAAGGCGAAUGGUUCUUUGGCUUAACACACUCAACGGUUACAAAUAUUUUACAAAAUUCAGUUGACAUUAAAAAAUGCACAAAAUUCAAAGGUUUCAAUGAAAAUGCACACUCCAUUGACCAAAAUACAGGCCAUUCGGUAAAUUACGGUGCAUUUGAAAAGGACAUCGCCAUAUCGAAUUAUCAUACUGUUUUGGAAGUCAAAGAAGAACCACCCGAUGAACUGUUUUAACAAAUACAGUAGAUUGUAGUUUGUAAUUUGUUCAGUUUUGCUUUUGCAGAAAUACUGUUCCUGCAUGAAAUGAAAUUUGAAAUAAAAAUAAAUUGAAUUUUCUGCACUUAAAA
Contarinia nasturtii (swede midge) is the source of this 1126-nucleotide messenger RNA. RefSeq names its product transforming growth factor beta regulator 1. The coding region runs from base 114 to 1013 and encodes 299 amino acids. The record is from RefSeq and is a predicted model, not a curated record. NCBI's taxonomy places the organism in Eukaryota, Metazoa, Arthropoda, Insecta, Diptera, Cecidomyiidae. The transcript is spliced from 2 exons. Gene Ontology annotation, cellular component: nucleus. Gene Ontology annotation, biological process: regulation of cell cycle.